Molecule: messenger RNA, 1468 nt
Organism: Carassius auratus (goldfish)
Lineage: Eukaryota; Metazoa; Chordata; Actinopteri; Cypriniformes; Cyprinidae
Product: D(1) dopamine receptor
Exons: 1
Coding region: 18-1121 (367 amino acids)
Biological process (GO): positive regulation of MAPK cascade; adenylate cyclase-activating adrenergic receptor signaling pathway; G protein-coupled dopamine receptor signaling pathway
Cellular component (GO): plasma membrane
Molecular function (GO): dopamine neurotransmitter receptor activity, coupled via Gs; G protein-coupled receptor activity
Source: RefSeq, a predicted model, not a curated record
GAACACUUUUUAAUCGGAUGCACAGGAUAAUGGCAGUGUUGGAUUUGAACUUGACGACGGUCAUUGACAGCGGAUUCAUGGAAAGCGACCGCUCCGUGCGGGUUCUGACCGGUUGCUUUCUGUCCGUUCUAAUCCUCUCCACUUUGCUCGGGAACACGCUGGUUUGUGCAGCUGUCACAAAGUUUCGCCACCUGCGCUCUAAAGUCACCAACUUUUUUGUCAUCUCGCUGGCCGUGUCAGACCUGCUGGUGGCUGUUCUGGUCAUGCCCUGGAAGGCUGUGACAGAGGUUGCCGGCUUCUGGCCCUUUGGUGCGUUUUGUGACAUUUGGGUGGCUUUCGAUAUCAUGUGCUCCACGGCGUCUAUCCUGAACCUGUGUGUUAUUAGCGUGGACCGAUACUGGGCCAUUUCCAGCCCGUUCCGCUAUGAGAGGAAGAUGACUCCUAGAGUGGCCUUUGUGAUGAUCAGCGGCGCUUGGACUCUAUCCGUGCUCAUCUCCUUCAUCCCGGUGCAGCUCAAAUGGCACAAGGCUCAGCCGAUAGGCUUUUUGGAGGUCAAUGCAUCUCGCAGGGAUCUGCCGACGGACAACUGCGACUCCAGCCUCAACCGAACGUACGCCAUUUCGUCCUCCCUCAUCAGCUUCUACAUUCCCGUCGCCAUCAUGAUCGUAACAUACACUCAGAUUUACCGGAUCGCCCAGAAGCAGAUCCGACGCAUCUCAGCUUUGGAAAGAGCAGCGGAGAGCGCCCAGAUCCGGCACGACAGCAUGGGCAGCGGCUCCAACAUGGAUUUGGAGAGCUCCUUCAAACUGUCGUUCAAAAGAGAGACGAAAGUCUUAAAAACGCUGUCUGUUAUAAUGGGGGUUUUUGUUUGCUGCUGGUUGCCCUUCUUCAUCUUGAACUGCAUGGUGCCGUUUUGUAAGCGCACAUCGAACGGUCUCCCCUGCAUCAGUCCAACAACAUUUGAUGUUUUUGUCUGGUUCGGAUGGGCCAAUUCGUCUCUCAACCCCAUCAUAUACGCCUUCAACGCCGACUUUCGCCGAGCAUUUGCCAUCCUUUUAGGAUGCCAGAGACUCUGUCCGGGAAGCAUUAGCAUGGAAACACCUAGUCUGAACAAGAACUGAAAAGCAAUGGCACACCAAUCCUUUGCCAAGCAAAGCAAGGGGGAAAUAGAUUUGGGAUUAAGACUCUGGGAAGAGAGCCCUCCCGCUGUGCUGGAGAGCAGGGGAAGCAGUUGCAACAUCCCAUAAGCGAAGCUAAUCUCUAUAAAAAGCUACACUUCCCAUAAAGAAUGACACAAGUGUGUUUUGUGUGUUCCCAGUGUCUUUUUCAGACAGUCAACUGAAUCCACAAGUGACUUGCAGAAGUCAGACGAGCAAUGUCUUAUUAAAAUGAAAUGUAGAUGUUUCUCUGAAUGUUUUGUGGGGGUCUUGUUUAUUUUAAAGAGGCUGUACGGUAAUAAAAUUAAAGC